Molecule: messenger RNA, 1683 nt
Organism: Papaver somniferum (opium poppy)
Lineage: Eukaryota; Viridiplantae; Streptophyta; Magnoliopsida; Ranunculales; Papaveraceae
Product: aldehyde oxidase GLOX1-like
Exons: 1
Coding region: 21-1640 (539 amino acids)
Source: RefSeq, a predicted model, not a curated record
GUUCAACAAAAAAAUUUACCAUGGAAGCAAAAUAUGUUAUAGUUUUCUCAGCUUUAAUCUUUUCUCUCUUCAACCUAGGCGAAACAGCUACUACAGGUAAUUGGAAACUACUGAAGAAAAGUAUUGGUAUUUCAGCAAUGCAUACUCAACUAUUGCCAAAUGAUCGAGUUAUUAUGUUCGAUAGAGUAGAUUUUGGGCAGUCAAAAAUUUCAUUAACUGAAGAAAAAUGUAGUGAACUUGCUACUGUUGGUAACACCGAUUGUACUGCUCACUCGGUCGAAUUAAACCUUUUGGAUCGUAAAGUACGUCCACUUACAGUGCUUUCCGAUACGUGGUGCUCUUCGGGUUCAUUAGCACCUGACGGCAUGCUACUUCAAAGCGGUGGAAACUGGAAUGGUGAACGUGUUGUUCGGAGUAUUCGGCCAUGCGCUAACUGUGACUGGACGGAGGAUCAAAAAGGUUUAGUUGUUCCUCGAUGGUAUGCAUCUAAUCAAAUAUUACCAAAUGGGAAAGUCAUUGUCGUUGGUGGUAGAGGUCAGUUCAAUUACGAGUUCAUCCCUAAGAGCUCAUUGCCAUCAGAUUCCAAAGUCUUUGCACUUCCAUUUCUAUUAGAAACCAGUGAUGCCGUUGAAAACAAUUUAUACCCAUUUACUCAUCUCUUGCCUGAUGGAAACCUCUUCAUCUUUGCAAAUACUAAAUCAAUUUUGUUUGAUUACGUAAACGAUCGAGUCGUCAGGGAUGAUUAUCCAGUCAUGCCAGGUGGAGUUUCACGCAAUUAUCCAAGCACUGGUUCAUCUGUACUUCUUCCCCUGAAACUUGGUCUCAGCAAGACUACUGUUGAUACACCAGAUACUGAGGUCUUCAUCUGUGGAGGGGCACCAUCGAAUUCAUACACCACUGCCAUCAGAGGAACAUUUUUACCAGCUGCCAAAUCAUGCGGACGUUUAAUGAUCACGGCGGCACAACCCCAAUGGCAAAUGGAAGAAAUGCCGAUGGAAAGAGUCAUGGGUGACAUGCUCUUGUUACCAACAGGUGAUGUCUUACUCAUAAACGGUGCGAAGAAAGGCGCUGCUGGUUGGUAUUUAGGUAGGGAACCGGUUCUAAACCCCGUAAUUUACAAACCGGAAUCGAGUAUAUACGAGAUCAUGGAAGCAUCGAAGAUUCCUCGCAUGUAUCAUUCAACUGCAAUUUUGAUUGCUGAUGGUAGAGUACUGGUAGGUGGGAGUAAUCCUAACUCGAAUUACAACUUCACCGAGAUGUUUCCUACUGAACUGAGUGUUGAAGUAUUUUCACCACCAUAUUUGAGUAGCGGUUCUCGACCGCAAAUUAAUUUGGCGAAACUUAAAACUGAAAUAUCUUACAAGGAACCAAUUUCCAUUGGUUUUAUUUCGAAAAUGAAUGAAGUUAUCGAUAAUGUUUCUGUGACCAUGGUUGCACCAUCAUUCAACACACAUUCUUUCUCCAUGAAUCAAAGGAUGCUGGUUUUGAAAAUCAAUCAAGUACGUCAAGUCACCAGCAGUUAUCAUGUCAUUGAUUGUGUUGCUCCGGAAACUCCUAAUAUUGCACCACCCGGCUAUUAUCUUCUCUUUGUGGUGCAAAAUGGGGUUCCUAGUAGGGGAAGCUGGAUGCACAUCAGUUAAUACUGUCAAUUGGUUUUUGUUUUUCAACAUUUAUGCAUUUUAU